GUGAAUCUAUCGCUGCGCGCUGCAGCUCGCACUCAUGUCUGACAAUACUGCUCUGAAGGGAACGUGUACGGAGGUAAUGGUUGGCGAUGAACCUGCGUUAACAGAGUAAGAGUGAGGACUAGGAUGGUAAGCAGCCAGCCGAAAUACGAGCUGAUCCAGGAGGUGGGGCGCGGCAGUUAUGGCGUGGUUUAUGAAGCAGUAGUCAAGUGCACUGGUGCUCGAGUAGCAGUAAAGAAAAUCCGCUGUCAUUCUCCAGAAAAUGUGGAGCUCGCGCUGCGUGAGUUUUGGGCCCUCAGCAGCAUUCAAAGCCAACAUCCCAAUGUCAUCCACUUAAAGGAGUGUAUCUUGCAGCGGGACCAUCUAGCUCAGAAGAUGAACCAUGGUUCCAACUCCUCGAUCUACUUGGAGCUGGUGGAGACGUCACUCAAAGGAGAGAUUACCUUUGACCCAUGCUGUGCCUACUACUUGUGGUUUGUCAUGGACUUCUGUGAUGGGGGAGACAUGAACGCCUACUUGUUGUCCCGCAAGCCCAGUCGCAAAACAAACACCAGCUUCAUGCUGCAGCUAGGCAGUGCCCUGGCCUUCCUCCACCGCAACCAGAUCAUACACCGUGACCUCAAGCCAGACAACAUUCUCAUCUCCCAGGCAUGUACGCCAGCUGGAUCUUCUGAGCCUACACUCAAAGUGGCCGACUUCGGUCUGAGCAAAGUUUGCUCCACCUCAGGGCUUGACAAAGAGGAGCCAGUGAGCGUCAACAAGUGCUUCCUGUCCACAGCUUGUGGAACUGACUUUUUCAUGGCCCCAGAGGUGUGGGAGGGCCACUAUACGGCCAAGGCAGAUAUCUUUGCUCUAGGGGUGAUUAUCUGGGCCAUGGUGGAGCGAAUCACUUUUGUUGAUGUUGAGACUCAAAAGGAGUUGCUGGGGAGCUAUGUGCAGCAGGGCUCUGAGAUUGUACCCUUAGGCGAGGCCUUGUUAGAGAACCCAAAAAUGGAGCUGCCUAUCCCUGCCAGGAAAAAAAGCAUGAACAGCCACAUGAAACAGCUGAUCAGGGAGAUGCUAUCUGCUAAUCCUCAGGAAAGGCCGGAUGCCUUUGAACUUGAGCUCAGACUGGAUUCCUUAAUUUCUGCUGUCCAGGGUUUGUGCCCAGCCUUUGCCGCACAGGAUCAGAGAGUGGCUGCACUCUCUGCUCAAGUACAACAACUCACUUCAGCUCUGGCUCUCUCGGCGGCUCCUCCUUCACUUUCCAGUCCAUCCUCAUCUCCAGCAGCUGCACCAAGAGCCACAACAUCCUCCUUACUCUCCCAGGGUCAAGCCUAAGGUAGGUGCUCCUAAACGUUAUGCAGGAGAUCCCGAGGGGUGUGGUCCCUUUCUCACUAACUGCAGUAUCCUGUUUGCCCUCCAGCCUCACACAUUUGCUACAGAGGCAGCUAAGGUGGCGUUUGUCAUCAAACACCUUACCGGGAGGGCUCGGCUGUGGGUAACAGCAGAAUGGGAUCGCCAGGCUCUUGCACGCUCCUCGUUUCAGGAGUUUUCCUUGGAGCUCCACAAGGUGUUUGGUCCCCCAAGGCUAGGACCGGAUGUGGCUGGCGGGUUGUUGGAGGUUUGUCAGAGGUCUUGCACUGUUUCUGACUACGCUAUAGACUUUCAUAUUAAGGCCAGAGCAACUGGAAUCGACCUGCACUUUGUGACGCUUUUCUCCGGGGCCUUAACUCCAAUAUAAAGGGCAAGUUGGUGUCUCGUGAUCUCCCCACGACUUUGGACGCCAUAAUUGAUUUGACUUGCCGCACUGAUCAGAGGAUUUAGGCGAGGCGCCAAGAGCAGCAGGGUCUACUGGGGGUCCGGCACUCUGCUGAGCGGCACACUGAUUUGGAGCCAGUGUGUCAGGAGCAGCUGGAGAAAUCCGAACCUAUGCAGGUGUGCCGUACCCGUUUCUCCCUGGAGGAGCGGAGAUGUUGCCUCAAAGGGAGCUGAUGUUUCUACUGCGGGUAACCGGGACACUUUUUAUCCAAGUGCCCAGUAAAAGACCAGGCUCACCAGUAGGGGAAGGAGUUCUAGUGAGUGUUUUAAGCCUUGAUUAAUGACGUUCUAAGGGACAUGCUUAAUAAAUUUGUCUUUGUUUACUUGGAUGAUAUUUUGAUCUUCUCUGGUUCCAAAAGUGAGCACGUCCACCUUGAACAGUCCUCCAGUGCCUGCUCCAGAAUGCUUUGUUUGUCAAACCAGAGAAGUGUGAGUUUCAUGUGUCUUCUACCUCCUUCUUGGGCUACAUCAUUCAGGAGGGGAGCAUUCAGAUGGACCCUAGCAAGAUGUUGGCCAUCUCCAAUUGGCCCCGGCUAGACUCCCGGAAGCACUUCCAGAGAUUUCUGGGACUUUUAUCGUCGCUUCAUUAGGGGUUACAGCUCCACCGCCCCCCUUUCAGCACUCACGUCCACCAAGGUUCCCUAUGUCUGGUCGCCAGCUGCAGAACAGGCCUUUCAGAAUGUGACAACCCGCUUCACAUCUGCUCCCAUACUCCAGAUGCCUGAUCCAGAAAGACAGUUUAUUGUGGAGGUGGACGCAUCUGAUGUGGGGGUUGGGGCUAUCCUGUCGCAGUGAUGUGCCAAGGACCAGAAUCUUCACCCCUGUUCCUUCUUCUCUCGCCACCUUUCCCAAGCUGAGCGAAAUUAUGACAUUGGGAACAGGGAGUUGUUAGAUCUGAAGCUGUCAUUGGAGGAGUGGCAUCAUUGGCAAAGCAGCCUUUCAUUGUUUGGACUGACCAUAAGAACUUAACAUAAAUACAUGCAGUCAGCUAGGGGGCAGAAUUCACAUCAGGCAAGGUGGGCCCUCUUUUUCACCAGAUUCUGUUUUACUCUAGCCUAUUGACCUGAUUUGAGCAACAGCAAGCCAGAUGCUCUCUCUCGGCAGUUUCCAGGUGAUGGGGUGCCUGGCGCUGCUGAGGACACUAUUCUCCCACCGUCUUGCCUAGUAGCCCCGGUUACCUGGGACACUGAACAAAGAGUCAUGGCAGCAUUAGAGAACCAGCCUGGUCCCAGCACUUAUCCUCCUGAUUGGCUCUUUGUGCCUGCAGAACUACAGAGUUUCUGCAGCAACCGGUUCUGGUGCCCAGCUUUAGUGAGGGACACUCACCAGUUCCUCCUGGCUUGCUGUACUUGUUGUCGAUCAAAGCCAUCCAACCUUGCUCCCGCCGGACUGCGCCAUCCCUUACCAGUACCUCACCGUCCUUGGUCUCGUGUUUCCCUGGACUUGGCUGGACUUGUGACUUGUGAACAACCCUUCGCUGUAUUACAUCUGAGCAUCCCUCCGCCUGGUCUGAAUGUCUUCUGUGGGUGGAGUAUGCAUAUAACACCUUGACCAGCUCAGCAACAGGACUCUCUCCUUUUCAAUGUGCCUAUGGUUAUCAGCUUCCUGUCUUCCCCUCUCUGGAGAGGGAGGUCACCUGCCCCUCUGUUCAGUCCUUUAUUUGUCAGUGCAGAACAUCCUGGUCCAGAGCUUGUAUUUGUAUUUGUAAUUGCAGAAACAUGUAUUAGUCUGUUAUGGAGUAGUUACAUCUAUACCACCGGUCCCUAACCUUUUUUGUUCCAAGGAUUGGUCAGCCAGUACUACCCAUUAGUACAGAC
Molecule: messenger RNA, 3614 nt
Organism: Cynoglossus semilaevis (tongue sole)
Lineage: Eukaryota; Metazoa; Chordata; Actinopteri; Pleuronectiformes; Cynoglossidae
Gene: pdik1l
Product: PDLIM1 interacting kinase 1 like
Exons: 4
Coding region: 124-1317 (397 amino acids)
Biological process (GO): protein phosphorylation; negative regulation of G2/MI transition of meiotic cell cycle
Cellular component (GO): nucleus; cytoplasm
Molecular function (GO): ATP binding; protein kinase activity
Source: RefSeq, a predicted model, not a curated record